This is a messenger RNA of Myxocyprinus asiaticus (Chinese sucker), 780 nucleotides long. RefSeq names its product long-chain fatty acid transport protein 6-like. NCBI's taxonomy places the organism in Eukaryota, Metazoa, Chordata, Actinopteri, Cypriniformes, Catostomidae. The coding region runs from base 1 to 780 and encodes 259 amino acids. The record is from RefSeq and is a predicted model, not a curated record. Gene Ontology annotation, molecular function: long-chain fatty acid transmembrane transporter activity; long-chain fatty acid-CoA ligase activity. The transcript is spliced from 5 exons.
AUGCAAGAGCUGUUGUCAGGCCUGGAAGGAGUACAAAUGUACAUGUACGACGUCAUCGUAUAUGGAGCGUCCAUGCAAGAACACGACACACGACUGAAGCGUGUAAUGGAAACAAUGGAACUCGCCGGCCUGAGAUUAAACAAAGACAAAUGUAAGAUCCGACAAAGUGAGCUGCAUUUCCUGGGUCAGGUAGUCGACAAGAACAGAGUCCGAGCAGACACCGAGAAAGUCAAAGCUAUCGCUGAACUCAAAGCCCCAAAGAACAUACACGAACUAAAGAGAACCGGAGAUGUUUACUUCAACACUGGAGACCUGAUUCUCCAGGACCACAGAGACUUUGCCUAUUUCAAAGACAGGAUUGGAGACACAUUCAGGGGGAAAGGAGAGAAUGUUUCCACUACAGAGGUGUGUGAAGUGUUGGGCUGUCUGGACUUCCUGCAGGAUGUCAGUGUUUAUGGGGUCACAGUACCAGGUUACGAGGGUCGGGCUGGAAUGGCAGCUGUUGUGUUGAAGGACGGUCAUGAGUUGGACGGGGAGAGACUCUACAGUCAUCUGCUUCAAACUCUUCCUCUGUAUGCCUGGCCCUGGUUUCUAAGAGUUCAGACGUCUUUACACAUGACAGGCAUGUUCAAGCAGCAGAAGAUCAGACUGGUGCAGGAGGGCUUCAGUCCACAUGCUGUUCAGCAGCCGCUCUACUUCCUGAACACAUCACAGAAGAACUACAUCCCCCUCACCACACCACUAUAUGAGGACAUCAUCUCAGGCAAGAUCAGACUUUAG